GUCCCAAGCCUCCUCCCUGAGUCAGUGGCAGGCACUUCAGGGCAGCGUCCUGUCCUGUCACUAGUGUGUAGCUAAGGAAACCUGGCUGAAUGCGCUGUUACUAUAGCUCCGUGUGCCAGAUCUCCGGGGCUGAGCAUAACAGAAGAAGCUUAAGGACACUACGUGCAACAGCCAGCGAGAGCGGGAGACAUCGGUGUUUCCAGAGACCAGACCCACCAUAAAGAGAAGACAAACUUGGAACUCCCCCAGCAUAUUCUUUAGUACAUUUUUCCCCAAAGAUGGUGGGUUCGGUUGCCACAACACUGCCAUUGUCAUCUUCAUUAUCCAGUGGAAUGCCUCUUGGUUACCAUCUGUCUAGUCCUCAGAUUAGUGGAGUAACUAUAUCAACAACUGGACAAUUGACUUCUAAAGCUACUGCAGGUAGCUGUUCCCGAAUGGAAAACAGUUUGGAUGCCGGCCCCUUCUUGGUUCAGAAACAGGAUGAAUCACCUUGGUUCAGAAAGAAACAGGAUGAAUCACCCAUGAUUGGGGAUGGAGAAGAUUAUUUCCUUUCUCUGUUUGGUGAUUCAAAGAAACUUACAGCACACUCAAAGCACACUCAGAAAACUUUAAAAUACUUUUCUAUGAUUCUUGAAGAAGUUGGCCAAUUUACCGCCAGUUCUCUUGGAGACAUUGAAAUAGCUGAAGUGAAUGUCAAGGGUUUGUUCGUGAAGCUCAUUAACUCUUCCCUUGACAAAGAAAUGGCAAUUGGAGAUCAUAUUCUCCAGCAAAAUGUGAAUGGACAAACCAUUUCUUUGUACCGAUUCCUUCCAAACAUUGUAAUGCAGGCCAGUUCCACAGUAACAGUGUGGGCAGCAGCAUCUGAAGCAAAGCAUCAACCUCCAUCAGAUUUUCUUUGGAAGGAACAAGACAAGUUUAGAACAAGUCCCGAUUGUAUAACAAUCCUGUGCAAACCGAACAGUCAAGCCAUUGCCUGGUACACCCCUAUCCACUGGAAGCAAGCAUGGGAAAAAUUAGAUACUGACAUUGAAUUUAACAGAUGUUCAGUAGUAUCUCCAACAUUCCGGAAGCAUGUGUUUCAGUGGACUGCAUCUACAACUACAAUAACUAAAGAAAAACAAGAUCAACCUAAGGAAGAUAUCUCAAAUUAUCAGGUGGAACAAGCUCAAGUUUUUCUUAAGAGAGAGAAGGAAAUCCCACCAACCGUCUUCCCCAAUCGCAGCCCUUGGUGCCAGAAUCCCUGUGUCUCUGCACAUCCUUACUGUCCUCUGAUUGAACCACACAAUACAGCCACCACUGGAGGCAACUUGGAGAGACAGCCCAGGUCUCGGUCAACCAGACCUUAUCGAGCCUCAGGGACUAAGAAAAAGAAGACAUCUGAGUCCCAAAAGCAAUAAGCAGUCAACUCAACCUUUAAAGGUAAGUGACAGUAUUGCAAAUUUGCUUUCUCAACAGAAAAAUAAUAUGACUAAAGUAAUUGGCAGAAAUGUCUUUGAAAGUCAUCAGAACAUGGGUUGUCCUUAUAAAUUCCAUAGUCACUAAUUUUCUGUUAAAUAUUUAUGUUGCCUUUAGAGCCAUCAGUUUUUGUCUUCACGUUGAAUGAUAAGCUUUCUAAGAAUGGGAAAUUGGAAAUGUCACAUUACUUUUUGCCCCAUAUCCUCAAUUUAUCCUUGGUGAUGGAUAAGUAAUGAGCCCUUGAACUCCAGAGUCACUUCAAACACUCAAAAAACAACUCUGCAACUACACCAGUACAUUUUAAUUCCUAUGAGCAAGAGAGUAUUAAUUACUUCACAGAAAUCAUUCUGGCUAAUGAGACUGCAGCUAUUCUCACUUGCUAAAUGAUAUUGUAUCAUUUAAAGAGUCAAUUCCUAUGUUGCCUCAUCUCUUUUUCAUGAUGAUGUCAACUAAGUAAUUGAUGAAUAUCUCAACAAAGUUGGUGUUCUGUCUUUUAAGUGGCUGAGUUUAAAUGUUUCCCUAAAUAGCUAAUGACAAGGUGGUGUUUUGAUGAAGAUUCCUUUUGUUUGAUGUCUUUCUCUAGUUCGCAUUCUUUGCUGCCCUGGUUCACUGCUGGUCUAUUUAUAGGUUUUCUUGUUUGUUUUUUCUGCCUAGGCUUUCUAUUCAUUCCUUGACUUAAGAUGAAAACUAUAGCCACCUGAACCCUAACUUGCUGGUAUUCUGGACUCUUCUGGUAGAAAUGACUUAAUUUUACUACUCCAUACAGCCUGCUGGCUCUCUGGGUUUCUCCAGCUCUCCUCAUGUAUGCACAAGCCUUUCAGGUUCUAUCUGACUGCUCAGCUGUCCAGUUUUAUUCAUCCUGUCUCUCCCUAGAUUUUCCCUAAGUGUCAUCUUCUAUUUUUCUGAAAGUCAACUACUCUUUGACAAGCCCACUCUCUCCAUUCCUAUAGCAUCAUAUUCUUGAACUGCCAACUUCCUAAAAAUGUGAUAGCCACAACUUCUCUAUUCAAAGCCUCCUUCACAGACACUUCUAGGACAUUGGGACUGAAAAGGGACUUAUCCAACCAUUUUCCUUUAGGGUAAAGGAAAUUGCAGUCUGAAGAGGUGAAUUACCAAAAUUAGCCAGUAAUUGACCACAAAGCCAGAACUAAUCCCAAGGUAUUUUAAUGGCAAAGAAUUGUAUUCCAGGGAGCCAAGAAUUCAGACUUGGCUCCUAGUAAUAUAGUUCUUGUUCCCAGAGAUCUUGAGUUAUGUCUACGUGGUGAUCGAUUUCCUUCAGUUGCCAUACGCUUUAGUAGUGUGCAAUUGAAAUGCAAAGAAUGAGGUCUGAAAUCUGCCUAGGCAUUUAGCAACAACACUUCAAUAAUUUGAUUGCGCUUCACUCUCUGUAGCCAGAGAGAAUUCUACUGAAUUUGCAUAUGAGUUGGAAAAGGGACAUUUUAUUGUAUACAAAAAAAAAAAUGAAUUUUGCUUUUGUUUGGUUGGAAAGAAUGUUCUGAAUCAUCCCAUUGGAUAUUAAAUAACAUAAUUUGGCAGAGGUUUUUAGCCUUUGUUGAUCUUCCUCCAUUAUUAUUUUGCUUAACUACCAUGAUAAAAGACUUGUUCAUUGAUCCUCUCUGUGGUAGCUUUGAUUUUUUUAAAAAGCUACCCACCCUGUUUUGAAAAGUUCUGGGCCUCCUAAGAUGCCUUACUUCUGUUUUCUCAGAGCUCCCACCCUCAUCUGGUGGUAUCUUCAGGGUGGAUCAUCAAUGUGCCCUUCCCUGUGCCCUUCUGAAGCCUUACUGGGAGCAAAAUUUUACUUAUUCAGUUUAACUGUUCAUGAGUGGAUGACUUAUCUGUUGCAAUCAGCUCCUGAGUCGGACUUGUCAGUUUGUGGAAAAUUGUUCAGAGAUGAAGCAAUUGUUUGUUUGGUUCUUACUGGUAUUCGUGAGCAUCCUUGGCAACUUGUAAUGCCGUACAUUUGGAUAGCAUUUCAUGGCUGGCCGUGCAUGGUGGCUCACACCUGUAAUCCCAGCACUCUGGGAGGCUGAGGCAGGUGGAUCACGAA
Chlorocebus sabaeus (green monkey) is the source of this 3502-nucleotide messenger RNA. The record is from RefSeq and is a predicted model, not a curated record. NCBI's taxonomy places the organism in Eukaryota, Metazoa, Chordata, Mammalia, Primates, Cercopithecidae.